UUGCUCCGAGGUGACAUGGGAAAAGUCUUUACAAUCUCCAAAGACAAUCUUCAUCUAAAAGGCUUGAACGACCCAGUUCUCAUUGAACGUGAACGCGAACGUAUCGCUCGUGCCAACUUAAAUUCCCAAGAUGGCGAUACGGCGGAAGAACACGACCAGUUCUAUCGUGAUCACAAGCUGCUUCUUGUACUUUUUCGCGUCUUGGCGGUUAUGCCAAUUUUGCGCUCAGCUCCGGGACGAGUUACGUUCAGUUGGCGCUCGUCAGCUAGCAUUUAUGCAUUUACUUUUUACGUUUUUGCCACGUUCUGGGUUUGCAUUGUGGGCUACGAAAGAAUUACAAUUCUCGGAAAUACCGAACAGUUUGACGAGUAUAUCUACGGAAUUUUGUUCAUAAUUUUUUUGGUGCCGCAUUUUUGGAUUCCCUUCGUUGGAUGGGGCGUCGCGAGUAUUGUAGCUGCUUACAAAACCAUGUGGGGUGCCUUUCAAGUGAGAUAUUAUCGAGUUACGGGACGUUCCUUGCAAUUUCCCUUUUUGAAGACGCUGAUUAUCAUUUUGUUCAUUGGAUGCGUGACGUGUGCCGUGGUUUUUCUUCUAUCGCUCAGCAUGUUACUUGAUGGAUUUUCGUUGUGGCAUACGACGGCGUAUUAUCACAUCGUCAUUAUGCUGAACAUGAAUGCAGCGCUUUGGUAUUGCAAUUGUUUGGGCACAAGAGUGGCUUCGAAGAGCUUGUCGGAUUGCUUUCGAGAAGAUGUCGGAAUUGAAUGUACGGCUUCGAUUAUCUCGCAGUACAGAUUUUUGUGGUUGAAUUUGAGUGAACUGGUACAAGCGCUGGGAAAUGCUUAUUCGAGAACAUAUUCGACGUAUUGUCUUUUCAUGCUUUUCAACAUCACAAUUGCCAUUUACGCCGCCAUGUCGCAAAUCAUCGAUCACGGCUUCAACUUUUCGUUCAAGGAAAUCGGUUUAAUUGUCGAUACCGUGUACUGUUCCAUCCUGUUGUUUGUCUUUUGCGACAGCAGUCACAAGGCAACGUUGCAGGUCGCUCAAGGUGUACAAGACACGCUUUUAUCGAUUAAUUUGUUGACGGUGGACCAACCGACGCAGAAAGAGAUUGACUUGUUCAUUCAAGCGAUCGAAAUGAAUCCAGCGACGGUCAGUUUGAAGGGAUAUGCCGCCGUAAAUCGGGAGUUAUUGACAGCUAGCCUUCGAACAAUUUCGAUCUACUUAAUUGUGUUACUGCAAUUCAAAAUAUCUCUCGUCGCACAACAACUUCCGCCACAAUUGCUGGAAAAAGGAGGAAUGACAUCUUAAAAACGAUAAAAAUAUUCGUUU
Molecule: messenger RNA, 1329 nt
Organism: Culicoides brevitarsis
Lineage: Eukaryota; Metazoa; Arthropoda; Insecta; Diptera; Ceratopogonidae
Product: gustatory and odorant receptor 22-like
Exons: 4
Coding region: 16-1308 (430 amino acids)
Biological process (GO): male courtship behavior; chemosensory behavior; sensory perception of taste
Cellular component (GO): dendrite; neuronal cell body; membrane
Source: RefSeq, a predicted model, not a curated record